UCACAGAAAGCGCGACGCCGAAGCAACGACACAAAUGGCUCAGGCAGCGAUGGCGGCAGCAUCCAGCCACGACGAGGACUCCUCCGAAAGCCGAAUGGUUGUAACCUUCCUCAUGUCAGCCCUUGAGUCGAUGUGCAAGGAGCUUGCCAAGUCCAAGGCAGAAGUUGCCUGUAUUGCCGUGUAUGAAACAGAUGUGUUUGUGGUGGGAACUGAAAGAGGAAGAGCCUUUGUCAACACAAGGAAAGAUUUUCAGAAGGAUUUUGUGAAGUACUGUGUUAACGAAGAGGCAAAGGCUGCAGAACUGCAGAAACUAAAAUCGGCCUCACUUGACAACAGGAUGACGGUAGAUAUUGUGGAAAUGGAAGCCCUCAAGAAAUCUGUGGAGGACUACUUCUGCAUUUGUUAUGGUAAAGCUCUAGGAAAAUCAACAGUAGUUCCUGUGCCGUAUGAUAAGAUUCAACGGGACCCAUCCGCUGUCAUGAUGCAUGGCCUCCCAGAAGGACUUGCCUUUAAGCAUCCUGCCGGCUAUGACGCUGCAACGCUGAAAUGGAUUCUGGAAAAUAAAUCUGGGAUCUCAUUUGUCAUCAAAAGGCCUUUCCUUGAGCCAAAGAAACAUCUGGGACCUCGCAUGGGAGACGCCUCCCACACAAUAGUGUCGCCGAGUGGAAGUUGUCCUCCUAUCCAUGUGAAAACUGAACCCAGUGAAGAUUCUGGACUCGAAAUGGUAACAGUAAAGGAAGAAUCGGAAGAUCCAGACUAUUAUCAGUUUAACAUUCCAGCAGGUCCUUCAGAAACUUCGGCGAUUGAUGAGAAAAUCGCCAUGGCAAAGUCUUACACAGGGAGCAACCAGGGUUCCGAUUGCAGUGAAGGAACAGAUGUGGAAUUGCCAGUAGAAGAUUCUUCUCAACAUGCCACUUCUGAAACAAGUGAGGAUCCUGAAGUGGAAGUGACCAUUGAAGACGACGACGACUACUUGCCGCCCCAUAAGAAAACCAAGAGCGUGGAACCAGCCCCUGAUGUUGCCAGUGCUGGGAGGAGAAAAGCCAGAGAGUUCAAUUUUGAGAAGUGGAAUGCCCGAAUUACAGACUUGAGAAAACAAGUUGAAGAGUUAUUUGAAAGAAAAUAUGCUGAAGCUAUUAAUGCAAAAGGCCCCGUGUCUAUACCGUAUCCACUCUUCCAGUCUCAUGUCGAAGACUUGUACGUGGAAGGGCUACCAGAAGGAAUUCCCUUCCGCAGACCCUCCACUUAUGGGAUCCCUCGCCUCGAAAGGAUCCUACUGGCGAAGGAACGAAUACGAUUUGUGAUUAAGAAGCAUGAGCUGCUAAAUUCAACUCGAGAAGAUCUCCCAUUAGACAAACCUGUGGCAGGAGUAAAAGAAGAGUGGUAUGCUCGAAUCACCAAACUACGAAAAAUGGUAGAUCAGUUAUUCUGCCGAAAGUUCGCUGAGGCACUGGGGAGCACUGAACCGAAAGCAGUUCCUUAUCAGAAAUUCGAGGCGCACCCCACUCACCUUUACGUUGAGGGUCUACCAGAGAACAUUCCAUUUCGGAGUCCGUCCUGGUAUGGCAUUCCUCGGUUGGAGAAAAUCCUUCAAGUGGGCAACAGGAUAAAAUUUGUAAUAAAAAAGCCAGAACUGCUAACUAUCACUCCAUCAGAUGUUGCCCAGCCGAGAACAAACAUGCCUGUCAAAGAAGAUUGGAAUGUCAGAAUCACGAAACUGAGGAAGCAAGUAGAAGAGAUAUUUAAUUUGAAAUUUGGACAAGCUUUGGGCCUCAGUGAAGCAGUGAAGGUUCCUUAUCCUGUCUUUGAGUCAAACCCCGAACAACUGUAUGUUGAGGGUUUGCCUGAAGGCAUCCCCUUUCGAAGUCCCACGUGGUUUGGAAUCCCACGCCUGGAAAGGAUUGUCCGAGGAAGUGGAAAAAUAAAAUUUGUGGUGAAAAAGCCAGAACUCGUCACUUCUUACUUGCCUCCUGGGUUGGCUAGUAAGGUGAAUACUUCAGGAUCCCAGAGCCCAGAUAGCGCAAGUCCCGUAAGCAACUCCAAGGUUCCAGAAAUUGAAGUUACUGUAGAUGAAGGUCUUGUUACCAAGCCGCAAACCCCUGAAAUCAGAACUAAUCCUCAAACCAAUGGAUCCAAUGUUGGUUUCAAGCCAAGAGGAAGAGAGUUUUCUUUUGAGGCCUGGAAUGCCAAGAUUACUGACUUGAAGCAAAAAGUUGAAAACCUUUUUAAUGAGAAAUGUGGUGAAGCUCUCGGCCUGACAGAGCCCGUGAAAGUCCCUUUUGCACUCUUUGAAUCUUAUCCCGAAGAUUUCUACGUCGAAGGCCUGCCUGAGGGAGUGCCGUUCCGGCGCCCGUCUACGUUCGGCAUUCCGAGAUUGGAAAAGAUCCUCAGAAACAAAGCUAAGAUAAAAUUUAUCAUUAAAAAGCCGGAAAUGUUCGAGGCAGCAAUUAAAGAAAGCGCCACUGCAAUUCCAAGCCCUCAAAGAAGAACCAGUUCAUCUAAUACUGUGACAAACCCAGUCAGUGUGCCUGACCCGGUGGCGAACACAGCAGCUGGAGUGGAAGAUCUUAACAUCAUUCAAGUGACAAUACCAGAUGACGACGAGAGAACUUCCAAAGUGGAGAAGGCCCGACAGCUGAGAGAGCAAGUGAACGACCUCUUCAGUCGGAAGUUUGGGGAAGCCAUUGGUAUGGGGUACCCGGUGAAAGUCCCAUACCGAAAAAUCACUGUCAACCCUGGCUGCGUGGUGGUGGACGGAAUGCCCCCCGGCGUGUCGUUCAAAGCUCCCAGCUAUCUUGAAAUCAGUUCCAUGAGGAAGAUUUUGGAUUCAGCAGAGUUCAUUAAAUUUACUGUCAUUAGACCAUUCCCUGGACUUGUAAUGAAUAACCAAGCCGCUGAGAAAGCUGAACCGGAAGCACCAGCUGUAGCCGCACCAGCCCUGGAGCCGGCGGUGGAAGAGCCAGUUGAACCAGACCAAAUAGUACAAGUAUCUGUGGAGGAUGAUUCGGUGCAGACUGAAGAAAACACUCCAAUAAAACAGGAACCAGAUCCAACGUGGUAGACAGCCACCUGCUUUAGGUCAAAAGCAUCCAGGAUUGCGAAGAGUUUGCUGGGACGGCUCGGGGCUGUGUAAUAUAACUGUUUAAGAGAAGUACCUUCUAUGCCCCCUUCCCCAUCCCCCCACCCCCCUCACUUCG
Molecule: messenger RNA, 3197 nt
Organism: Euleptes europaea (tarantolino)
Lineage: Eukaryota; Metazoa; Chordata; Lepidosauria; Squamata; Sphaerodactylidae
Gene: GTF2I
Product: general transcription factor IIi
Exons: 35
Coding region: 35-3061 (1008 amino acids)
Cellular component (GO): nucleus
Molecular function (GO): DNA-binding transcription factor activity
Source: RefSeq, a predicted model, not a curated record